GUCUCUCAUCUUCUCUCUCUCUCUCUACCCGCCGUCACCCAGCGCGGUACCGAUGUCUGGUGAAACCCGGAGCCGCCGUCAGGAAGGAUGAUCUGCCUGAUUAGCGAGGAGACACACAUAUUUUAAAAAACACACGAAAAGAACAAAACGGAUUUUUGAGACAGAGUGGAAACCAACUCCGUGAGAAUAUCGCGUUCAGUCAAAGUGUGAGCCUUGGACUCUCCCCACUCAGUGAUGUAAAACGUGAAGGUGGAUUUUGGCAUGUGGAGGAGCAGGUAAAAAGGGCUUGUUCGUGAUGGUGCCCUGUAUGUACAAGAAGCUGUGCCAUGACAGGGGGCAACGUGGGUAAAAGAGACAUGCGACACCCAGCCCUGCACCACUGCCAUCUCUUCCUGGGCGGGGCCUUGCUGCUUCUCCUGGCCAGCUUGGCCCGGAGCUGCCCUGCACGAUGUGAGUGCUCUGCGCAAAGCAAGUCGGUUAGUUGCCAUCGUAAGCGCCUGCCCACCAUCCCCGAAGGAAUCCCUAUUGAGACACGUGUCCUGGACCUUAGUAAGAACAAGCUGCGCAUCAUUACACCAGACAACUUCUCUUCAUUCCUUCAGCUCGAGGAUCUGGAUCUCAGUGACAACCUCAUCAGUGUGGUCGAGCCCGGCUCAUUCCGCUCUCAGCUUGCUCUCCGCUCACUCAACUUUCGCAGUAACUUGCUGCAGCUGGUUCCUGCUGGUGUGCUGUCAGGCCUGACCAAUCUCUCCCGCCUCGACCUCAGCCACAACCGGUUGGUGGUUCUCUUGGAUCAUGCCUUCCAAGACCUGCGCAGGUUGACGUCCCUGGAGGUCGGUGACAAUGAGUUAGUUUUCGUUUCUCAGCGGGCCUUUACAGGAUUACUUGGACUCCAAAGUCUUACCCUGGAACGUUCAAAUCUCACAGUAGUUCCUACUGACGCUCUAGGACAUCUCCAUAGCCUGGUUGAACUGCACUUGCGCUACCUGAGCAUUGGUUUUCUAAAGCCUUUUUCUUUUAAGAGAUUAUCACGACUCCGCCUACUAGAGAUUGAUUACUGGCCCUGGUUGGACACACUGCCUCCCCUCUCUCUGCAUGGUCUCAACCUCACAACAUUGUUCAUAACCAACACUAACCUGUCUGCCUUCCCUGGAGCCGCACUGCACAACCUGCACUACCUCACACAUCUCAACUUGUCCUACUGCCGCAUCCAGCACAUCCAUCAGGGAGAGCUGGGCCAACUCUCACACCUGGUAGAGCUUCGGCUGCAGGGAUCUCAUCUGAUUUCUAUUGAGCCUUUUGCAUUUUUAGGCCUCAAAUCUUUGCAACUACUGGAUGUGUCAGACAACCACCUGGACUCUCUGGAGAGAGGAGUGUUUGCCUCGACAGACAGCCUCCAGAGGCUCUGUCUGGGUGGAAACCCAUUAGUGUGCGACUGUAGAUUGCUUUGGCUGCUCAACAGCCACAAGCCCCCCUCUCUGCAGAUUCUGGAUGUCCAGCCUGAGUGCAGUGCCCCCCAGCACCUCUUGGGAAGAUCUCUUCGUGACCUCAAGGAGCCUCUGGUCUCCCGAUACAUGACCUGCACCAAACCACGGAUUGGACCCAACACGACCCAGCUGCUGAUGACUGAUGAGGGUCAACCUGCCCGCCUGAGCUGCUUGGCAGAAGGAGCACCUCGGCCCUCAGUGGUCUGGAUUACACCUCACAGACGCUACAUCACAACCAAGAGCAGUGGUAGGGUGGAAGUUCAGUCAGAUGGUACCCUUGAGAUCAAGACAGCAGAGCUGCAUGACAGUGGGGUGUAUUUGUGUAUUGCAAGUAACCCUGCUGGCAACGCUAGCUUGUCUGCCUCUUUAGCUGUUAAGAGUCUGGGCAUUGGGGACAGAUCUCACUAUAGCAACAGGAGCUCAAACUAUCUGACAGACUCUAACAGCACAUGGGGGAAUGGGACAGUACUGUACAACAUGACAGUCCCUAUAGACAUUAAGACUAUCAUUAUAUCUACAGCUAUGGGCUGCCUGUCUUUCCUGGGUGUGGUAAUCUUUUGUUUCCUGCUUCUGUUCGCCUGGAGUCGAGGGAAAGGACGCCAUAAGAGCAACUUUGAUAUUGAGUAUGUCCCUCGCAAAUCCAAUGGGGCAUCAGCAGAGGUGUCUGAAUCAAGUGGCCCGAGACGGGUAAACAUGAAAAUGAUAUGAAAAAGAUGAAGACUAAAACACAUGGUUGCAAGUCAACAAGAAAAUUGUCCACAUAUCACGUGAAAAAAAACAAAAGGUUUUUUUUUCUAUGAGAGUGGAUUUGUGACAAACGAAAGUGAUGUACCAAUAUAGUGGGUGUCAAAAUGACAGUGAUCUAGUGAUAAAGUGGGCAUGUGAAUAUAAAAGUGAUAUAUGAAACAGUGGACGUGUUUAUAUGAAAUAAUGUUCUCAUACAGUACUUUGAAUAUAAAACUAUAACCAACAUAUCAAUAUGGGAGUGAUAUAGUGCUACACUAGGCAUGUGUUUCAGUGAUGUGAUGAGUAAUGAUGUUGUCGACUCACCGUAACAUCAAGGUGAAAGAGAGAGAGAGCCGCUGGGAGUGAUAGGGAUAUCUUUGUGUGGCAGUAGAGCUAUCAUCGCUGCAACAUGUCAGGACUAAAUUGUGUAAUACCCAUAUUAGCUGCAGUAUGAAAGGUGUGUGUUGUGUUCAUGUGUGCAGAAGUGUGUGUAUGUGUGAGUGCAUCAGUGUGCGCAUGUUGCAUUUGUGCGUUUCUUUGUGCAUGUGCACGCAUUGCCUUUCUUGUUGGAUGGAACAAUUAAAACGAAUGAAAGGGUCCAAGGCUUUUUUCAGGCCUCCGUUCCAUCAUUCUAACGACAGUAUUGUCACUGUUGUGAAAAAAAAAACCCAGAGGAUUAUCUAUGUUUGUAUGCAAAAUCACAAUUAUGAUAUUCAAGAGAAAUGCUGCAUACAUUUUAAAAUAGGUCAUUAUCCCCCUUUGAAUAACUCCAUCAGUAGAUGGGGAUAUUUUUUUUUUAUCUUAAUGAAAAGACCCACAGUGGUUACAAUGUGAAUUAAGAGCUUUGUCUUUACCAAAGAGCUCACUUUCCUGCAACACUAGAUGCUUUUCCUGAAAAAAAAAAAAAGCAGUUGUCAGUUGUGUUAUUACUCUGAAAAAGCUGUUAGCUAUAGAAAUGGCAUGUUGAACCCAUUUUAUAGCACAAUAAAUCAUGGGCAGAUUUUCCUGCAAGACAAAUCCCUUGAUAUGAUAAAAGAGUCUGUGGCCAGAAACAACAGCAAAGAUUUACUGGCCGAUACCCUCUUUGGGACAAGACAAAGUUGAGCUUCACAGAUUUAUGGGUUGAAUUUCCCCCUCCUCUCUCAUUUUUCUUUGAUCGCACCACUUCAAAGCUAGUGUGUCCGUAUUCUUCCCUGGGGCACUGGGUAUUUAAUAGAUGGCAAAUUUGAAAGUUGUAGUGGAAUCUUGUAUUGUUUGGUUUUUUGUUGAAAAUGUUUUAAAUGUUUAGAAAAAAAAAGUAAAACAAUUAAGGGCAAUUCUUUGUAAUGCAGGGAUGUGGGUUGUAACUUGUGUGAUCAUGUUGUGAUAAAAUGUUAAAAGGU
Molecule: messenger RNA, 3595 nt
Organism: Labrus mixtus (cuckoo wrasse)
Lineage: Eukaryota; Metazoa; Chordata; Actinopteri; Labriformes; Labridae
Gene: lingo2b
Product: leucine rich repeat and Ig domain containing 2b
Exons: 2
Coding region: 327-2195 (622 amino acids)
Cellular component (GO): plasma membrane
Molecular function (GO): protein binding
Source: RefSeq, a predicted model, not a curated record